CGGAGCGCUUUUGUGCCGCAGCCGCGCGAUCGAGCCUCUCUCUCUCUCUCUCUUUCUUCUCUCCCGCCCUCCUGUUCUUUCCUCCCUCUUUCUCUCUCUCUCCCUGAUUCGCUUGCAGCGGCACUUGGAAGCAGGCGGCAGAAGAGCCAAGCGCUGUCCGUUCAGCACCAGCCAGGAAAAGCCGAGGAAAGCAGCGCCGCCGCUACGCCCUCGACCCCUCCCGCGCCUCUGCCUUCGCCCCGCUGUAGCCUGGAGUCUGGAAAGUGAGGUCUAAGGAUGGUGAAGCUGGGGAGCAAUUUGAAUGACAAGACCAAGCAGCAGCCGUCCAACGAGGACGGUUUUCAGACGGUCCCUUUGAUAACGCCCUUGGAAGUAAACCAUUUGCAGUUCCCGGCUCCAGAAAAGGUGAUUGUGAAAACAAGAACAGAAUAUCAGCCAGACCAGAAGAACAAAGGAAAACUCAGGGUGCCCAAAAUUGCUGAAUUCACAGUCAGUUUCACUGAUGGUGUAACAGAAAGAUUAAAGGUCACGAUUCUCAUCAGUUUGGCUCUUGCAUUCCUCGCCUGCAUAGUGUUCCUUGUGGUAUACAAAGCUUUUACCUAUGACCAUAGUUGCCCAGAUGGAUUUGUUUACAAGCAUAAGCGAUGCAUCCCAGCCUCCCUGGAUGCUUACUAUUCAGCUCAGGAUUCCAACUCCAGGGGCAGAUUCUACACUGUCAUCAGCCAUUACAGCAUGGCCAAGCAAACCAGCUCGCGGUCUGUAUCCCCCUGGCUUUCUUCAGGAUCGGUAAACCACGAGCCCAAGGCUACCAAGACAGAAGCCCAUUAAAGCCAUUUGGUGGCCUCGGGGAUGGCGGGGAAUGGGGAAGACAACAUGCUGUCUCUAUCGCAUUGCUGUGGUUUGAAGGAGGCACCCGUGCUUUCAGUUCAACAAGAAUAAACUUAACUCCAAGUGCAGGUGUCAUCUUAAUGGAUAUUUUUCUUUUUCUCUCUCACUCUCUCUCUCUUUCUCUCCCUCCCUCCUUUUCUCUUUUCCUCUUCCUCUUCCCCUUUUGGUGCAUUGUUCUCGUUAAUUUGUAACUAAGUCAAGAUCCUGUAUAAAGGCAUGUUAGGUGUUCAUUAUAUCUUACAAUGUACAAAUAUUUUUAAAACCAUUGCUUAAUAUUUGUUAAGAAAAUAAAAACAAAAACAAAAAAAGUUGAUCUAGAGAACAUUCACAAGGAAGGAGAAGAAAUGGCAAACAGAAUUUCAUAGAACCUACUUGGCCGAGAAGAUGGAGCCCCAGAAUGUAUAUUGAUGGUGUUGGUGGGGGAUACCAUGGCAUUUAUUUAUUGGAAUAUGGGGUAAAAAAGAAACUUAGUCCACAUUGGGAGAAACACUUUUUAAUACACAUUUAUUACACCCAGAUAUAGUAUACAAUGGGCUGGACAAACGUCCACCAUGUACUUUGCCCAGUCCAGUAUUUCAUUGGUACUCAGAAACAUUGAUGCUGUCCCUGGCAUUAAAAUAAAUGGGAAAGCCCUUGCAAACAAGGGAGUUCAUAUCUUCAGUGGAGCUUUCUGCACUGAACCACUGAACCAUGGAUACUAUUCUGUGGUUGCUUGCUUGUUUUUACUGAGAGAAAUUGCCAUGGAUUCACACAAGUUGGAUUUUUUGACUGCCAACUGAAUUUUAGAUACAUGUUCUCUACUCCCAAAGGUGAGUGGCAGAUCUCAGAAAGGAUAUUCCAAGAUAUGAUAAUUGAAUGAAGAAUUCUGAAAAAUUACUUUUUUGAACUAUAAAUCUCAGAAUACCACAACCCUCAGAAAUACUGAUCAUACUGGAUAAGGAAAAAGGUACUGUCUAAAAUAUAAUUUUUCCAAACUAUUCUGAAGUGACAAUUCUUUAUCCUAUUAAGAUUAGAUGGAGCAAGAGCUGGGGCAGACUUAUCUCUAUUAACUGCCCACUUUCUGCUCCAUUCUGGGACAGUUCUCCUGCAUUCUGGGCAAUAUUAUGAGGGACAUUUAGGCAUAUUCUUAGUAGCUUACAACAAAGAGUCACUGAACAUAAUCUAAUAGUGUGUCCCCAGAACAGUGGUUCUCAACCUGGGGUCCCCAGAUGUGUUUGGCCUAAAAUGCCCAGAAAUUCCAGCCAGUUUACCAGCUGUUAAGAUUUCUGGGACUUGAAGGCCAAAAACAUCUGGGGACCGCAGGUUGAGAAUCACCGCUCUAGAAUAUUUGGAUGUACAGCCGGGAUAUUUUGUUCCCUCUUCUAUAGGCCCUCACCCAUGGAAACUCCCCAUUACUUUACAGUAAUUUUGAAGGUGGUAUAUAGUUUAACAUGGAGCUGCUGUGGAAUAAAACGGCAGAAACCCUCAUGUGUAUUUGUGUGCAGUCAUGUAUAUACAUGUGAUAUUUAUCCUGCUGGAUCACAAAUAGUUUCCUUGGGAUGAUUUUGGCAAUCCCCUCUCCAGCUUCUCCCUCUACCACUCCUGUAAGUUACAAAACCAAACCCUCAAUACCUGCUGUCACCAUGAUGGUGUGAAUGAUAUAUAGGAACAUUCUACCUUUGCCAUUUGCCCUCUCACAGAAACAUUCUAUUUGUAAGGAGGAAUCAAGUGUAUACACUGUUUUGUGAAAGAUGGAACAAUUUUUUAUUUUGCAAUGACAGCUUCAUCUAGGAAGAUGCCUUGUAAGGGGUUAGAAUACAGAUUCAUCAUUAGAGACUAUAAACAUUUCUUCUGAGGAAUUACUGCUCCUAGAAAACCCAGUCAGCAUAGCUGAUGACCAUGACAACUGAGGGAUUCUGAGAUUGUUUGUUCUGGCUAGAAACAUGUAUUAGGCAGAGAGUGCUCUUUUUCACCUAGAAUGACAAACUUUCUUGGGAUGACUCAAAUCACUCAGAUAUUUCUGAUCAGCAAUACAUACAUACACAUGUAUGUGUGUGCCUGCAUACACACUGUUGGCUGGGAAGGUGUUGUAUGUCUUUAAAAGUUCUUCCUUUUGCAAGGUUGACCUGUUGCAAUUUCACCUUCAAUUUCACAAAGAAUCAAGGGCACCAUCUACCAAGCAUGGUUUGUUAGAAAUGACAUUUGUGUUAAUUGAUUUUGCUUAGGAGUGGUCAGGCAGAACAGUACUCAGCUAAUUAUGCCUCCAUUAAGCAAAUUAAAUUAAAUUUGAAUACAAAGAAAAACUGGAUUAAAGCCAAUCAAAGUAUUACUGAAUGUAAGUCACAUAGACUCUAAAUUUGGGCAUCUGAUUUAAGUCAAGCAUUUAUAUUUUGUUUGCCAAAAGAAAAGACAACCCAUUUUGUAGAAGUUGAAGGUCAAAGGGAUUAAUGAUAAAUGGUUGUAUUAUGUAGCCAAACUGUAGUGCCAAAUCUCAUUGUCUGACUCUUUUCCCCUUUCUCUACCCCCAUUCAUCUUCAUACUUCACCUGUAAAUCCAUUUCUCACCUGAAAUGUACAAAUACAUUGGAAAAAAGAAAACAAUGCCCAGAACAAUAACUGGACAAUUUAUAAUUUUGUGGUGUAUUGUAUGUCAGUAGGUAGAAGAGACUGAAGUAUUUUUGGUGUAGUUCUUGACCUUUUCUGACAGGACAAAUAAAGCUAGAUGUGUCUGAGCGUCUCA
Messenger RNA from Anolis carolinensis (green anole), 3606 nucleotides. RefSeq names its product neuronal vesicle trafficking associated 2 (gene nsg2). The coding region runs from base 277 to 828 and encodes 183 amino acids. The transcript has 5 exons. The record is from RefSeq and is a predicted model, not a curated record. NCBI's taxonomy places the organism in Eukaryota, Metazoa, Chordata, Lepidosauria, Squamata, Anolidae. Gene Ontology annotation, biological process: clathrin coat assembly; G protein-coupled dopamine receptor signaling pathway; endosomal transport. Gene Ontology annotation, cellular component: endosome; membrane. Gene Ontology annotation, molecular function: clathrin light chain binding.